GUCGCAGCAGCUCCAGCGAGAGAGCAUGGAUCCAAGAGAAAAUCCCAACUUCUUUCUCAACCAUGAGGAUCCAGAGUUCUGGAAUAACGCAGCCCGGAAGCCGCACAUGAAAGCACUUCUUCAGUCUGAUGAUCACUGGAAGCUGCGGAAGAAUACCUGGCUGGAGCAAUACUCGCAGGUGAGUGAGUCCAACGACUUCAGAAGAGAGGUGGCGGACUGCCUGGAAGAGAGCUCCAUGGCCACCCGGCGCUUGGUCACGCCGAUUCUGCAUUAUCGCCCGGUGGAGCUCCAUUUGAUGCAGGUGAUUAAGCAAGCCAAAGAGCGGGGUGUGCCUUUCGGCCAGAUGGUGGAGACAGCCGAGAAUCAAAGGAUUCUCAUGGACUUUCGCAACGCCAUCGAUAACGACGGAGCCAAGGGUGCCGAGCACCUUUUUCUGGACUGGCGCCAGCGGGAGAUCCAGCAAAGCGCAGAUUCCAGGCGACAAAAAGUUGAGGGCCCGCAAGCCGAGUCGAGUAUGAAGGAAGUGCAGGACGGGCUGAGCUUUGCCACCAAGUACCGCAAGGAUGGUGUGGUGGACUGGGAUCGAGGCUGCCCCGAGGACGCCCUCCAGGCCUGGCGGCUGGGAUGCGAGGUUUUGCAGAGGAUCCGGGUGCCGGAGGCGGAUCCGGCCAUGAAGUUCUUCUCCGAGCUGAAGGUGGCCCUUCUGAAGAACCGGGCCCUGGCCGCCCUAAAGCUGAACUCCUGGCAGGAGGCGCUGGAAUCUGCAGAUCAAGUGCUCAAAAUUGACGAUCAGGAUCACAAAGCGUGGUUCAGAAAAGCCUGUGCGCUAGAAGGCCUCGGCAAGCUUGAGGAAGUUGAACGAUGUCUCGACAUGAUCGAUGGCAUCGCCGUGGGCCGGCCAGACAGAGACCGGCUGGAGCAUGAGAUCAAGGCAAAGCGCGAGAAGGUGAAGGCACUUCGCAGCAAAGACGAGGUGUCGCAGCAGCGAAUGCUGCAGCUGGGCCUGCAGAAGUGCCUCUUCAGCGAGGAGAGGGAGCCCCAGCCUUCAGCGGCUCCGGAGUUGCCGGCGCUGCAGGCGGCGCCGGAGAGCCAAGCUGCGGCGCGAGUGGAGGAUGCAACCCGCAAGCGGCUGACGAGAGAUGGAGCAGAGGAUCUGUUGAAGGAGCUUGAGCGUGCAUACGCGGAGCCAAGCUUUCGAGAGCAAGUUCGGAAACUUGCGCGGGAUGUCAGCAGCCAGGAGGAAUUUACCCGCUAUCUCGACAAGGUGGCCUUUCCCGUGCAGAAGCCGGUGCUGGAGAGGUGGGGCUUCGAGGCGACAGCCUUUGGAGUCGUUGAGAUGCGCUGUGCUAUUCAGGACCACACAGCUGACCCCCAGCUCAAGAGGCAGUCAGACGCCACCACCCGCGCGCUGUAUGGUGAGAUGUACAAUGCGGUUCGAGGCAAGCAAGGCAAGCCGUCAGUGUCUUCGACGUUACCCGAGCAAGAACGCAUGAAGCAGGCGGAGAAGAGGCUUCAGCGCCGCCUCAAGAGAUCAGAGGACAGCGGCUCGGAGGCUGAGCCGGUGCAGGAUUCCUCGCGGCUUUAUGCGCACUGGAGAUCGGUGGAAGCUCCGGCUAUCAAGGGGCCGCGAGAAGUUGUGGCCGCACCAAAAGAGCAACCUGCUGCAAAGGUGGCGUCCAAAGAGUCUGCCGCCAAUCGAAAGGAGAUUUGGGCAGAGCUGAGUCAAGCCAAGAAAAGUGCAGACGUGAAGAGGUUGAGGGCAGCGCUGGAAAGGGCUGUGGCUGCUGGCUUCUCCGCCGUGACAAUCAGGUCUGCAAAGCAAGCCCUGGUGGCAUUGGGCGGCAGCAGCGAUGGCUUGUGAUUUACCAUUUGUUGGAACGGCAGUCAAAGCAAACUGCGGUGAGAGAGCUUGCCUUUGCAGACUUGCGGGA
This is a messenger RNA of Effrenium voratum, 1931 nucleotides long. The record is from the annotation of a GenBank genome assembly. NCBI's taxonomy places the organism in Eukaryota, Dinophyceae, Suessiales, Symbiodiniaceae.